This is a messenger RNA of Dreissena polymorpha, 881 nucleotides long. Its product is annotated as protein/nucleic acid deglycase 2-like. Lineage: Eukaryota; Metazoa; Mollusca; Bivalvia; Myida; Dreissenidae. Bases 71 to 586 code for a protein of 171 amino acids. The transcript is spliced from 2 exons. The record is from RefSeq and is a predicted model, not a curated record.
AAGAUUAAACUCUGAACACCGGUUUACUUCCGCUUUCGUUUUCGACUUAAAUUGUAAUUUGAUUGAAGAGAUGUCAACCAAAAAGAUAGGUAUUUUAACGGAGUUCAACUAUGAAGAUAUCGAACUGUGGUACCCCUAUUACAGACUGAAAGAAGAGGGCCAUGAGGCGUUUACAGUUGGGCCCGAAAAAGGGAAGACUUACAAUUCCAAAAACGGAUACCCGUGCAAAGCAGAGUACGGCAUUGACGAAAUACAGGCAGCGGACAUAGAUGGUCUGAUAAUCCCUGGAGGCUUUGCCCCGGACUACUGGCGUCGGGACGAGCGGAUUCUCUCCCUUGUUCGUGACCUUGACGCUGCCGGAAAAGUCCUGGCGUCCAUAUGUCACGGCCCGUGGGUUUUAAUAUCCGCUAAGGUCAUUAGAGGUCGGAAGGUCACGUGCUUUUCCGCGAUCAAAGACGACGUGGAAAAUGCUGGUGCCGAUUAUUCGGACUGUCCGGUUGUCGUUGACCGCAACAUGGUGACGUCACGGUUGCCCAAAGAUCUACCGGAUUUUUGUAGAGAAAUAAUUGCAUUGCUCAAAAAAUAAAAUGUGAUAAAGUUUUUCGGUAAAAAUUUAAUAUACUGGCAUUUGACUAUUUUGAAGUUUCAAAAAAUUUGAAAAAAAUGAUUGGUUUCCAUGUCAUAACAAAAUGCUAAUUUGUUUGUGAGUUGAAAGGUUGUAACUGGACACAAAUAUGCCGAAUAUCACGAACGGAUAUCACGAAUUGUGUUUCAUGAUGUUUAUUUGCGAUAUCAUAUGAUAUAGUAUUAAAUAUAGAUGUUUGUUAAAAUAACACUGAAGAAAUAAGUAUAAUUAAAUAAAGUCAGAAACACAUCUAAAA